CGGAAAUUCAGUCGGUUCGCCGCUCUAGCCUUUUCCCAUCUCAAAGGCGCCUGCGAAGUUCUGAGAAGGAAGCGGAAGCAGCUGGGCUUGGGGGACGGUCUCCAUCCUUCCUGUGUCUCCAUGGCCCCGGGAAGGGGAGAACCCGCCAGCCCUCGGAACCACCAUCGCAGCAGGACGAAGACGAGGACGACGCGAAGGCGGCUCCGAGGUGCCCUGUGACGCCGCUGUCUGUGCUGCUGCCGCUCCUCCUGCUCCUUCCUCAGGGCCGGCUGUGUACCGUCGGCCAUGGGCACCCUGUUCCGCAGCGAGACGAUGUGCCUGGCACAGCUCUUUCUCCAGGCGGGCUCGGCCUACGAGUGCCUCAGCGCCCUGGGCGAGCGCGGCCUGGCCCACUUCAGGGAUCUCAACCCAAGCACCAGCGUCUUCCAGCGGAGAUACGUGGGUGAAGUAAAGAAGUGUGAAGAAAUGGAAAGGAUACUUGGUUAUCUGGUGCAAGAAAUUAAGAAAGCAGACAUUCCUCUACCAGAAGGAGAUGUUACACCUGCUGCUCCUCCAUUUAAGCAGAUGUUGGAGAUUCAGGAGCAAUUGCAGAAACUGGAGGUGGAGUUGAGAGAAGUGACGAAAAAUAAAGAGAAGUUGAGGAAAAACCUCCUUGAGCUGACGGAAUAUUCCCACAUGCUACGGGUCACCCGGUCUUUUGUCCGAAGAACAGCUGAGUUUGAGUCCUGUUUGCAGACAAAUUAUGAAGAGUUCCCAACUUUAGAAACUGAGCGUUUAGUGGACUACAACUGCCUGCACAGGCUUGGUGCCAAACUGGGAUUUAUAUCUGGCUUAGUUCACCGAGCAAAAAUUGAAGCCUUUGAAAAAAUGCUGUGGCGAGUCUGCAAAGGAUAUACAAUUGUUUCUUAUUCAGAACUGGAGGAAUGUCUAGAAGAUCCAGAUACUGGAGAACCUACCAAGUGGUUUGUUUUCUUGAUUUCCUAUUGGGGUGAGCAAAUAGGCCAGAAAGUUAAGAAAAUAUGUGACUGCUACCAUUGUCAUGUUUACCCCUAUCCCAGCACCCUCGAAGAACGCCGAACUGUUAUGGAAGGACUCCAAGUUCGCAUUCAGGAUCUUCAUAUGGUGCUGCAUAAAACGGAAGAUUAUUUACGACAAGUUUUGUGUAAAGCGUCCGAAUCAAUUUACACCUGGGAUGUCCAAGUGAAGAAGAUGAAAGCAAUUUACCAUGUGCUGAACCUCUGCAGCUUUGACGUCACCAACAAAUGCCUGAUUGCUGAGGUCUGGUGCCCAGUGGCUGACCUGCCAAACAUGCGCCGAGCCCUCGAGGAAGGAUCUGUAAGUGAUUUUAAUUUACCGAGAGAAAGUAGAGCUUCUGUCCCUUCGUUCAUGAACACAAUACCAACAAAAGAAACUCCUCCCACUCUGAUACGCACCAAUAAAUUCACCUCUGGAUUCCAGAACAUUGUUGAAGCUUACGGCGUUGGUAGUUACAGAGAAGUUAAUCCAGCUCUCUUCACCACCAUCACCUUCCCCUUCUUAUUUGCUGUUAUGUUUGGAGAUUGUGGGCAUGGCUUCCUAAUGUCUCUGUUUGCUUUGUUCAUGGUAUUGUUUGAAAAACACCCCAGACUCCUACGAUCACAAGAUGAGAUCAUGAAGAUGUUUUUUCAAGGACGAUACAUCAUCUUGCUGAUGGGACUGUUUUCUGUGUACACUGGCCUGAUCUACAAUGAUUGUUUUUCAAAGUCUUUGAAUAUAUUUGGCUCCCGCUGGAAUGUUUCGCAAAUGUUUCCGGAGGAGUGGGGUCAUGAGGAUAUGAAUCAUCAGUAUUUGAUGCUAAAUCCAAACUUGACUGGAGUGUUCAGAGGACCUUAUCCUUUUGGCAUAGAUCCGAUUUGGAACCUAGCAAACAAUCGUCUCAGUUUCUUAAAUUCCUUCAAAAUGAAAAUGUCUAUAAUUAUCGGAGUGAUUCACAUGACAUUUGGAGUCAUCUUAGGGGGAUUUAACCACUUGCAUUUCAGGAAGAAGUACAAUAUUUAUUUGGUUUUCAUUCCUCAACUUCUGUUCAUUCUGUCUAUUUUUGGAUACCUGGUAUUCAUGAUCAUCUAUAAAUGGUUGGCUUUUAGCGCAGAAAACUCCAAGUCAGCUCCCAGCAUUUUGAUUCUGUUCAUUAACAUGUUCCUGUUUCCUAAUAACAGAGACCACUUCUUUUUCCAAGGACAGAUAAUUGUACAGAACUUUCUUUUAGCUGUCGCUCUACUUUCAGUUCCGGUGCUGCUUUUUGGGAAACCACUUUAUUUAUACUGGUUGAACAAUGGAGGCCAGAGCAUUGGGGCAUACAGAAAAGGUUACCGGUUAGUACGAAAAGAAAGUGAAGAAGAGAUUGCUCUGUUGAGAGCUCAUGAUAUUGAAGAGGGAAGCAGCUCUUUGGACAGCAGGCACAAAGAUGAGAAGGAAGAGUUUAACUUUGUAGAUGUAUUCAUGGAUCAAGCUAUCCAUACCAUUGAAUACUGUCUAGGAUGUAUCUCCAACACUGCUUCAUACCUGAGGCUCUGGGCUCUCAGUUUAGCCCACGCACAAUUAUCGGAAGUGCUGUGGGCAAUGAUCAUGAGAGUGGGCCUUCGUGUGGAUGCGACAUACGGGAUUAUCCUGCUGAUACCAGUUUCAGCGUUAUUUAUGGUUCUAACAAUAUUCAUUCUUUUAGUCAUGGAAGGUCUUUCAGCUUUUCUACACGCUGUACGACUUCACUGGGUAGAAUUUCAGAACAAGUUCUAUGCAGGUGAAGGAUACAAGUUUGCACCUUUCUCCUUUCAAGACAUUUCUUUACACUGUAAUAGAUACAUUGCAUAGUUUGGCUGCAAUAGUCAGUAUGUCUCUGGAGUUGUUUGAAAAUAAUCAUGUACCUAAAUAUGUCAUUCUUGUACAGCUCAUUGUAGAAAAGAAUAUCUCUGAUUGCCUUAUAACGCAGCCAAAUAAAUUUGUAUUAUAUAACCUUGGACUUUGCAAACAUGGGACUAUAUAAAUUAACUUUAAAACUUAUUCUAAACAGCUCAUUUCUGCUUUUAAAAAUGCUGUAUUUUAAAGAGCUGUUUAUUUUCUUUCAUAAAUCUGUGCAGUGCAGUCUUAUGCACACUUAUUUGGAGCCCCACUGAACUUCUGAGUAAACAUACUGAAGAUUGCAUUGCUGAAUCUCACUUGUCAUUACCACCUUCAUGAACAUUCACAGCUAAAGAAAAUCUGGCAGCAUUUGGCAAUUAAGUUUCCUACGUUUCAGUAUUUAUAGUAAACUGUUUAGCUUUCUACAAUCUAAAAUAUGGACUAAGAUAUUGUUUAGAAACUUUUUGCCUCUGGUUUGAACAAGAGCUGUGCUAAUUUUUGCCAGUACACAUCCUAAAUUUUGAACAGGAGGAGGAGGAUGGAAAAGCCAUGCCAGAUUUUGGAUUCAUUGAAAAACUUUGAAGCACUUGGUCCUGAUUGUUUUUAGGAACUUGAGCAAGAUACAGGGGCACUCCCACAAAACAAAGACUGUCUUCUAAGAUUGGUACCUGAAAUUAUUUUGCAAGGUGUUUAAUAUUCUAACUGAGCUCCUGCUGGAAUUUAAGCUUCAUUUCCUUAACUGAAAAUGUUUCCUUGAAAUUAAAUAUAUGCUUACAUAUUUUUUUUCAGUAUUACAGUCUGGCUGUUCUAUCAUUGUUUGCUCAGUGUUGAGUGGCAAACGACCUGAGUUAGUCCAAGUUGCCUUACAUACUCCUUUUACACUCAUCAUGCCACUCCUGGGAAUUAAUACUUGCAAAAUCAGGUUUUAGUUUAAUUUUGUUUUUGACACAGCAGCCAGUUUGGUAUUCAAUGAAACUUGUUUAUGCUCUGUGAAAAUAACUUCCCUUUAAUUUUUUUUUUAAUAUUCAGAAUGAAAAUGGAGGUAUUUUACCUGAAUGAAUUUUAUGUGCCAACAGAAUAAAUCAAAUCUUGUUCCUUUCAUAAUCAUCUUAAAUAAAAGUUAAAUUGCUCAUUUUGAGAACAAA
Rhineura floridana is the source of this 4019-nucleotide messenger RNA. It is a transcript of the gene ATP6V0A2, whose product is annotated as ATPase H+ transporting V0 subunit a2. Gene Ontology annotation, cellular component: vacuolar proton-transporting V-type ATPase complex; plasma membrane; vacuolar proton-transporting V-type ATPase, V0 domain. Gene Ontology annotation, biological process: proton transmembrane transport; vacuolar acidification. Bases 286 to 2847 code for a protein of 853 amino acids. The record is from RefSeq and is a predicted model, not a curated record. The transcript has 20 exons. Gene Ontology annotation, molecular function: ATPase binding; proton-transporting ATPase activity, rotational mechanism. NCBI's taxonomy places the organism in Eukaryota, Metazoa, Chordata, Lepidosauria, Squamata, Rhineuridae.